UGGUGACGUCAUUGAUCCGGGUCCUGGGCCGGGCGCAGUGGCGAAGAUGGCGCCCGUGGGGGAGAGGAAGGUUCUGGGCGGAGCGGCGGAGGGACAGGAGGGAGCAGAGGAGGACGAGGGACAGAACCUGUGGACCUCCAUCCUGAGUGAAGUCUCCACCCGCUCUCGAUCCAAACUACCCACUGGGAAAAACAUCCUUGUGUUAGGUGAGGAUGGCUCAGGCAAGACCACACUCAUGGCCAAACUUCAAGGUGCAGAACACAACAAGAAAGGGAGGGGACUGGAAUAUUUGUACCUAAAUAUACACGAUGAGGACAGAGAUGAUCACACACGAUGUAAUGUAUGGAUUCUAGAUGGUGAGCUGUACCAUAAGGGCCUUCUUAAAUUUGCGGUUUCUGGGGACAACUUGAAGAACACUCUGGCAGUCUUUGUAGCAGACAUGGCCAGGCCUUGGACUAUCAUGGAUUCUUUGCAGAAAUGGGCUAGUGUGUUGCGGGAGCACAUUGACAAACUGAAAAUCCCACCUGAGGAAUUGAGGGAAAUGGAACAGAAAUUGGUGAAGGAAUUCCAGGAGUACGUGGAGCCUGAAGAAGGAUCUCAUGGGUCCCCACAAAGGAGAGCCCCAGUAUCUGGACAGGAAGAUGAGGAGGUGGUUUUGCCAUUGGGCGAGAAUGUACUAACGCACAAUUUGGGCAUUCCGGUACUGGUUGUCUGCACAAAGUGUGAUGCGGUCAGUGUACUAGAGAAGGAGCAUGAUUACAGAGACGAGCACUUUGAUUUCAUUCAGUCACACAUUCGCAGAUUCUGCUUACAGUAUGGCGCUGCCUUGAUUUACACGUCAAUAAAAGAAGAGAAGAAUGUUGAUCUCUUGUAUAAAUACCUUGUCCACAAAAUGUAUGAUUUCCAAUUUACUAUGCCUGCCUUAGUGGUGGAGAAAGAUGCGGUUUUUAUUCCUGCAGGAUGGGACAAAGAUAAGAAAAUUGCUAUUUUACAUGAGAAUUUUGCGAUAGUGAAACAAGAUGACAGUUAUGAAGACAUAAUCGUGAAGCCCCUGGUCAAAAAGCCUGUCCACGAUAAAGAAGUGGCUGCAGAGGACGAGCAAGUUUUCCUGAUGAAGCAACAGUCUCUUCUUGCCAAACAGCCUGCCACUCCUUCAAGACCUGCCGACUCUCCAAGACAGCCAGGUGGCUCCCCCAGGACCCCAAGACAACCAGGUGGGACAAACAUGGUAACUGCAGUCCCACCCAUGACAUCGGGAACUCCAAAAGGUCCUGCUGCUGCAAAUGAAGGAGUGCUGGCAAACUUCUUUAACAGUUUAUUGAGUAAAAAAACAGGUUCUCCUGGGAGUCCUGGAGCUGGAGGAGUACAGAAUGCAGCCAAGAAGUCAGGACAAAAGCCGGUUUUAACAGAUGUUCAAGCAGAGCUGGAUAGGAUGUCUCGAAAACCGGAUUCAGUAGUCACAACAAACAACUCUUCUCCAACAGAGAAUGAAGCCUAAAAGCUGCAAGACACACUGUAUAAUAUAAUAUUUAAAGAUAAAAGACCAAAUUAGACAAUUGUAUCAAUCGAGAGGGCCAGCAGUUGUCUAAUGUGGCAGCCGCUAUCAGUUUUUGUUUGGG
Molecule: messenger RNA, 1619 nt
Organism: Carcharodon carcharias (great white shark)
Lineage: Eukaryota; Metazoa; Chordata; Chondrichthyes; Lamniformes; Lamnidae
Gene: dync1li2
Product: dynein, cytoplasmic 1, light intermediate chain 2
Exons: 13
Coding region: 47-1498 (483 amino acids)
Biological process (GO): microtubule cytoskeleton organization; microtubule-based movement
Cellular component (GO): cytoplasmic dynein complex; centrosome
Molecular function (GO): dynein heavy chain binding
Source: RefSeq, a predicted model, not a curated record